Galleria mellonella (greater wax moth) is the source of this 1933-nucleotide messenger RNA. RefSeq names its product ecdysone oxidase-like. The record is from RefSeq and is a predicted model, not a curated record. Bases 64 to 1902 code for a protein of 612 amino acids. Gene Ontology annotation, molecular function: ecdysone oxidase activity; flavin adenine dinucleotide binding. NCBI's taxonomy places the organism in Eukaryota, Metazoa, Arthropoda, Insecta, Lepidoptera, Pyralidae. The transcript has 4 exons.
CUUUAAUAAAACGUUGUGUUUGUAACAGUGACGAUAUACAGUGAUCAGGUGAUCAGGGGGACGAUGUUGGUGUUACUGCUGCUGUCAGUUCUUGGUUCCACCCACACUGCGGUAGCUCUCUCGUCGAACCACUCGCUGCCUCCUGGAGUGACACUUUCAGGUAAUAUACGAGAACUAGAUGGCGAGGAGUUCGAGUACAUAGUGGUGGGCGCGGGCGCGGCGGGCGCGCCGGUCGCCGCCCGGCUCGCGCUCGCCGGCGCCAGCGUGCUGCUCGUGGAGGCGGGCGGAGACCCGGACCCCACAUCCUGGGUACCAGCUGCAUUUUUGUCGCUAUAUGGAUCAGACAUGGACUAUCAGUACGAAACAAUUUCUAACAACGUGUCGUGUUUGUCAUUACUGAAUAGAGCUUGCCAGGCCAGCCGCGGAAAAUGUCUCGGGGGCUCCACCACCACGAAUUACAUGAUGUACGUCCGUGGCAACCGGCACGACUACGACGCUAUGAAUAUCACGGGCUGGUCAUGGAAACACAUGGAACCUUACUUUUUGCGUUACGAAGGCUUGCAAGAUUUAAAUCUUCUUCCCCCAUCUUCCAUACCAUAUCAUAAUACAACGGGUACUAUGAAAAUAGAAUUCUUCAAACAGUCUAACGAUCCAUGGCAUUCGAAACUCAUUAAUGGGUAUGAAGCGCUUAAUUUCCCUCGUAAUCCUGAUGUCAACGGGGUAUCUCAAAUUGGAGUCUCUCGAAUCAUUGGAUACACAUACAAUAAUGAGCGCAUGAGUACUGCACGAGGAUAUCUCGGAAGAGAUGAUGUGAAGAGGAAACUGAAAGUGGCCAAGUACACCAGGUGCACAGGAGUUAUCAUAGACGAUGACAAUGUAACUCGUGGCAUUACGGUCGUUCAUGGACCUUCUAAUGCUACAUUACGACUCUAUGCGUCGCGGGAGGUUAUAUUGAGCGCGGGGGCUCUCGUCACUCCACAGCUGCUAAUGUUGUCGGGCAUCGGUCCUGCUGAUCAUUUAAAUGAAAUGGGUAUACCAGUUCGCGUAGAUCUGCCAGUAGGCAAUAAUAUGAAAGAUCACGCGUUGGUGUCAGUUUUUAUUAAAGUGGAGGACAAGUUAAAUUUAUUGAAAGGAAUUUUAAAUACUGCUGAAAAAAAUAGUUCGUUAGCGAGUAUAUUAUUAACUCGAGGUGGAUCUAUCGGCGUUACUGAUGUGGUUAGUUUCGUGAACACUUUGUGCUAUGAUUUUGAUAAACGACAGCUCACCGGAAACAGUUCCGCGUGUGAGUUGCCGACGACACAAUACUUUCAUCUGUAUGCAGAUAAAGGUAUGAUUGCAAUCAGGGGGCCCGAAAUCAAAAUUCGCAUGGGAUUAGAUGAUUCUGUCAUUAAUCAAUUAAGUGAAAUUAAUAAAAAAUAUGCUGUUAUAACGGUAUCGACAAUAGUUUUGCAACCAAAGUCUAGCGGUACGGUGCGGUUGGCAAGCGUGGACCCGUUUCAACCGCCUGCCAUUUUCCCUAAUUAUUUGUCUGAUGACCGCGAUGUGGAGGAGAUAGUGCGCGGCAUUCGGAUUACUGAGCAAUUGACGCAGACGCCGACCUUCAAGGCAGCGGGCGCGUCACUGAUGCGGCUGGAGCUAAAGGGCUGCCCCUCCAGCUCGCAAGACUCGGCCGCGUACUGGCGCUGCUACGCGCGCCACCUGACGUACUCCACGUUUCAUUCGGUGGGCACGAGCGCGCUGGGCCGCGUGCUGGACGCGCGGCUGCGCGUGCUCGGGGUGGCGCGACUGCGCGUGGCCGACGCGGGCGCGCUGCCGCGGCUACCGCGUGGCAACACCGCCGCCGCCGUCAUCGCGCUCGGAGAGAGGCUCGCGGACUUCCUUCUAGACGAUAAUAUUAACUAAUACCGGUCACAUGACUUGUUGAAAUAAAAGA